CGGCAGAUCCGCACCGGAGCCAUCUUUGCGCCGCCGCCGCCGCCGCCUCCCGCUCUGAUUCCCGUGGAAAAUCCACCGCCGCGUCUUGGCUGCGCCUCGGCGGCCGCGCUCCGCUCCGCUCUGCACUGCGGGGCCGCCGCCACUCGCAUGCUGCCUCCCGCCGCGCACCCACGCGCGGGGCGCCGGCCCUCGCGGAGCCGAGCCCAACCGAACCGGGACGAACCGAACCGGGCCGAGCCGUGCCCAGCCCCGCAGCUCCGGGCCGUCGGGGGACCGCCCGGCACCGGUCGCGGGAUGUAGGCGGAGGAGAGGGAACUUUCGCCCCAGGACGUGCUGCUGGAGGGGACGCCGGGCUGUAAGGACAUGAGGACGUGAGGACAGCAUCCCUCUGAGCGCUGGGCGGUGAGCCCGCAGGGAAAGCCCUGCAGGAUGCCGAGGCUACGGGGCAGGUGCUGACACCAUGAAGGGCUACCAUGGGGAGCGUAGCCAGGCACAGCACUCCUCCGGCCACCGCUGCCGCUGCAUCCCAGAGGACUGCGAGCAUCCCACCGACUACAUCCCCCACGGCCCCGACGGCCGCCCGCCUUACCUCCUCAGCCCCAGCGAGCCGUGUUCCCUGGAGCAUCCCUUCUGCCCAGUGCGGAGCCCCAGUGCAGCCGGUGAGUGCGGUCCCCUGAGCGAUCCACCCUCCGGCAGCACCAGCAGCACCUUCCCGAGGAUGCACCACGGACAACAGCAGCAGCAGCAGCAGCAGCAGCCCUACGACUCCUGCGACGAAUGCAUGGCGACCGCCCACCCCUCCAGCAAGAUCAACCGUCUGCCCCCAACGCUGCUGGACCAGUUCGAGAAGCAGCUGCCGCUGCACCACGACGGCUUCCAUACGCUGCAGUACCCGCGGGCCGGCGGCGCUGAGCCGCGCAGUGAGAGCCCCAGCCGCAUCCGCCACCUCGUCCACUCCGUGCAGAAGCUCUUUGCCAAGUCGCACUCCCUGGAGGCGCCCGCCAAGCGGGAUUAUAACGGCACCAAGAUGGACGGCCGCGGGGACGGCUACCACCACCACCACCACCACCAUCACCACCACCACCACCACCAGUCCCGUCACGGCAAGCGCAGCAAGAGCAAGGAUCGCAAGGUGGAUUCCCGGCACCGGACCAAGGUGAUGGGCUGGUGGAGCUCCGAUGACAACCUGGACAGCGACAGCAGCUAUAUGGUGUCCGGCCGGCACGCCGUGGACCAGGGCACCCAGUACUGCGUGGACGCUCCCGAAAGUGCCUUCAGAGACUUGACUUUGAAGAGUCUAAAGAGCGGCGGGGAAGGGAAAUGCCUGGCGUGUGCCGGGAUGUCUAUGUCUCUGGAUGGACAGACGGUCAAGAGGAGUGCCUGGCACACCAUGACCGUCAGCCAAGCCCGCGAAGCCUACCCCAGCGCCAGCGGCACGGAGAAAACCUUGAUGCUUCAGGAGACAAAGGCCAAAGACAGAGCCUACCAGUACCUGCAGGUGCCGCAGGACGAAUGGAGUGGGUACCCGGCGGUGGGCAAGGAUGGGGAGAUCCCCUGCCGGAGGAUGCGCAGUGGCAGCUACAUCAAGGCCAUGGGGGAUGAGGACAGCGCCGACUCGGAUGCCAGCGCCAAAGUGUCACCCCGGGCGGCCACAAGGAGAGACAGCUACCGCCGCUCCUCCAGCGCCGACCAGGCCAGGAGCAAGUUUGCAAGUAGGCACUAUUCUGAUUCAUAUAUCUGUAACUGUCCCAGCUGCGGUGUGCCACCUCGAAUGCUCCCUCGGGGGCAGGGCUACGGACGCUCCUUCACCACUGGCCAGAUCAAUGACGAGCUCAACCACCAAUUUGAGGCUGUCUGUGAGUCUGUUUUUGGUGAGGUGGAGUCGCAAGCCGUGGAGGCUCUGGACCUGCCCGGCUGCUUCCGCAUGCGGAGCCACAGUUACCUGCGGGCCAUCCAGGCGGGUUGCUCCCAGGACGACGACUGCCUCUCGCUCUUCUCCAUGUCAGCCCCUGCCGGGCCACCCAUCACCAGCAGCAUCCUGAAGCCUGGCACCUCCUUCAGUUACAGAAAAGCUCCACCUCCCAUCCCUCCAGGAACCAAAGCCAAGCCCCUCAUCUCCGUCACCGCACAGAGCAGCACCGAAUCUGCUCACGAGAGCUACCUGCCCAGCGAGGUCACCCGUGGCCCCGCCUGGUCCAAAGAUGCUGCGGCCCGCUGCAAUUCGGCAGAGAGCCUGGAGAGCUCCAAGGUGACGACCGUGUCCCUUGAACUGCCACCCGUGCAGCCCCGCACUGCCCCCAAACCCUCCACGCUCAUCAUCAAGGCCAUCCCUGGGCGGGAGGAGCUGCGGAGCUUGGCUCGACAGAGGAAGUGGCGACCAUCCAUUGGUGUGCAGGUUGAGGCUGUCUCUGAUUCGGACACGGAAAGUCGGAGCCAGAGGGAGUUCCACUCCAUCGGAGUGCAGGUGGAGGAAGACAAAAGGCGUGCCCGUUUCAAGCGCUCCAACAGCGUGACGGCGGGUGUGCAGGCAGACCUGGAGCUGGAGGGCUUCGCAGGGCUGGCCGUGGCCACUGAGGACAAAGCUCUGCAGUUUGGCCGUCCCUUCCAGCGACACUCCUCGGAGCCCGAAUCCGGCCGGCAAUACGCCGUGUACAAAACAGUGCACACACAGGGUCAGUGGGCUUACAGGGAGGACUACCAGAUGCAGUACGAUGCGGUGGAGGUGCCGCGCCGUGAUGCCUGGGUGGAGAGGGGCUCCCGCAGCCUGCCUGACUCCGGCCGUGCCUCCCCUUGCCACCGUGAUGGGGAAUGGUUCAUCAAACUGCUGCAGGCCGAGGUGGAGAAGAUGGAGGGCUGGUGCCAGCAGAUGGAGAGGGAGGCUGAGGACUACGACCUGCCGGAGGAGAUCCUGGAGAAGAUCCGCAGCGCUGUGGGCAGUGCUCAGCUCCUCAUGUCCCAGAAGGUGCAGCAGUUUUACCGACUCUGCCAGCAGAACAUGGAUCCCAAUGCAUUUCCAGUGCCCACCUUCCAAGACCUGGCCGGCUUCUGGGACCUGCUGCAGCUCUCCAUUGAGGAUGUCAGCAUGAAGUUUGCGGAGCUCCAGCAGCUCAAGGCCAAUGGGUGGAAGAUCAUUGAGCCCAAGGAGGAGAAGAAGGUGCCUCCCCCGAUACCAAAGAAGCCGCCUCGCUCCAAGGUGCACCCGGUGAAGGAGCGCUCCCUGGACUCGGUGGACCGGCAGCGGCAGGAGGCACGAAAACGGCUCCUGGCAGCCAAACGAGCCGCCUCCUUCCGUCAGAACUCGGCCACUGAGAGCGCAGACAGCAUCGAGAUCUACAUCCCCGAGGCUCAGACCCGGCUGUGACCGCGGCCUCGGCUUUUCUACCCGGACUGGACGGCGCGUCCAUCGCUCACUGUGAUCAGGGGCCGUGGGGACACCCUGGGGGGCAGCGCUUGGCCCACUCACAGCUUCUCUCUUUUCUAUCGUAGACGUUUCAUGGAUCCGACGGUGAAUGAGCACCAACCCGGUUCUGCCCCAUCCCGUUGCCCCCCUGCUCGCAUGCCCCUGCCCGUCUCUCCCAGGGUCCAGGGCUCUUCCUUCCCCCUGCCCUCUUUGGGGCCGUGUCUCAGCUCUUCUAUUCCUUGACCCCCCCCCUCCUUGGUCCCCAUCCCAUCCAAAGGAGAGGUGACCCCAGCCCCCGGCCCUGCCGGGUGGGAGGGGAUGGGGCCGCAGGCAGGCCCCCCCCACCUCUCUGUAACUCAGUGCAAUCCCAUGGCUGUGGGGACGGACCCCUGAGCCCCCAGCCCCAUGCCCAGCUGGAGCCCCGCUCCGCUCCCUGCCUCCUGCCCCGGUGCUGUGGGGAACCCAGGAGUCCUCGACCUAUAUCCAUAUAUAAAUAUUACCUAAGGAAUAAAACAGAAACUGCACACGACCAGAGCUGUGUUCUGGAGGGCGGGUUGGACCAGAGCAGCAGGUCCUCUGGCCCCAGUGAGCUGAACCCGCAUCUCUCACACUGAGCAGCAGCACUGUGCUCUCCAAGCCCUUCCUGCCCCUUUUCCCAGUCAGUUGCAUGGGAACACUAUGGGGACAGGGCAGUCAGUUCCCUUGUAUCUUGCAGUUUGGAUACAGGUGUGCGAGCAAGGCAGCAGUGCUGGGGAGACCUUCCUAUGCUUAUGCAGGACCUUGGUGCAGGGACGGAGCAGGUAUGGUGCUGUCCCCCUGCACAUGGGGACAGGGCUGUAGGUGUGGGGAAGGAGCCUCCCUUCUCCCUGAGCUGACAGUGCCCUGCAAGGAUGGGAUACCACGGAUGGGGUUGUCGAGCCCUCAGUGCCCCAUGGGGACAGGGAACAGCCUAGGAUGCAGCGUUUAUGCUACAGGAAUUCUUUGAAGCCAUGAAUUCCUUGAUGGCAGCUUCCAUAGGGGAUCUGGAGAUGAGGCUGCAUCCAUCCCAUCCCCAUCCUGAGCACAGCCCAUACAGGGCAGGUACACAGCGCAUCCAUGCUGCUGGCCCUUGGUGAGGGGCUGCCACGGGGAGCAGCCUCAGCUGCCUGCUCCCACCGCCCCCCAUACCCAGGGAACAUCUGCCUGCACUGUGACCCCUCCAAGGGCUGCCCUUCCCAACUCCCUUUCUCCCCAUGGGUGGGUGGCAGGUGGAGUGGAUGCCAGUGCCUCAAGUUCCUAUAGGUGCCAGG
Molecule: messenger RNA, 4689 nt
Organism: Coturnix japonica (Japanese quail)
Lineage: Eukaryota; Metazoa; Chordata; Aves; Galliformes; Phasianidae
Gene: DLGAP3
Product: DLG associated protein 3
Biological process (GO): signaling
Cellular component (GO): postsynaptic specialization; glutamatergic synapse
Molecular function (GO): molecular adaptor activity
Source: RefSeq, a predicted model, not a curated record